Molecule: messenger RNA, 605 nt
Organism: Cherax quadricarinatus
Lineage: Eukaryota; Metazoa; Arthropoda; Malacostraca; Decapoda; Parastacidae
Source: RefSeq, a predicted model, not a curated record
AACAGUGUGUGCAGCAGCAGCAGCAGCAGCAACAGUGUGGUGCAGCAGCAGCAGCGUGGUGCAGCUGCAGGUUUACAACCUCAAGUUAACUUCACUUACCUUGAAGAAGGAACUUGUCUGUUAGACAUUUGAGUUACUGCACUAAAGACAAUUAUUGUUGCACAAUGAAGCCACCAUACUUCCAGGAGAGAAGUUUACCUCACAGAGUAAAUAAGUACAUGAAUGAACACAAACAUAUUGAUUUGGAGGAUAUGACAGAUUACCUAAUCAACAAUUAUCGAGAAUUUCGAGGCAAGAAUAAAAAGGCCUUCAUGCGAAGUGUUGAGAAAGCGUUUGAAUGGCACCUGUAUUGUCGUAAGCAGAAUGAAGAAAGCAGUGACAUUGAGGAUAUCAUAGAUAGUGAUGGAGGAGGUUCAGAUGUCAUGGAUAUCACUGAAUCUGAACACCCAGUUAAGCAAAUACCUUUCAUCAGUGGACUUCUAGGGGAAUCAAAUGCAGUGUUUGCAGUUUUCAAAGAGACCCACGCAAAAGAUAACUUUGACAGUGAAAUGUGGCUACUUGGGUACAACCUUUUUCAGAUGCGACAGAAAGAACAGGCAACCUAG